CCUCUUUGGAGGUCACUCACGACACUGCUGUUUGGUCUGUGGGGACGUGUACCCAUCAUAAUGUCCCUUGUUCUGCUGUUGCCCCUGUUGACGGGGCUGGUCGGGGCUGACUUCCCCUUCCGGAACACAUCGCUCACGUGGCAGGAGCGGGUGGAGGACCUCGUCGGGCGUCUGACCGUCGAUGAAAUACAGACUCAAAUGGGGCGAGGAGGGUGGGGGCCUCAGGCAGGCCCUGCCCCAGGUAUACCCAAGCUGGGGAUAAAUCCUUAUUCCUGGAACACGGAGUGUCUGAGGGGGGACGCGAGGAGCGGGUCGGCAACAUCCUUCCCCCAGUCUAUAGGUCUAGCGGCUUCAUGGAGCACUGACAUUCUGUUCCGAAUGGCCGAGGCUACGGGGGUGGAGGUCCGCGGUAAAUACAACGACUACGCCAAGAACCACGUCUACGGCGACCACAAGGGACUCAGCUGCUUCAGCCCCGUCAUCAACAUCAUGCGGGACCCCAGGUGGGGCAGGAACCAGGAAACAUAUGGAGAGGAUCCCUACCUCAGUGGUCAGUACGCGGCCAAUUACGUGAAAGGACUUCAGGGUAAUGACUCCCGCUACCUCAGGGCUAACGCCGGCUGCAAACACUUUGACGCCCACGGCGGCCCCGAGAACAUCCCCGUCAACAGAUUUUCCUUCGACGCCAAGGUUCCUGAGCGAGACUGGCGAUCAACCUUCCUGCCGGCUUUCCGGACGUGUGUCAAGGCUGGGACAAUGAACCUGAUGUGCAGCUACAACCGACUGAACGGAGUCCCCGCCUGUGCCAACAAGCACCUGCUUACCGAUGUCCUCAGGAAACAAUGGGGGUUUGAAGGCUACGUCAUCAGCGAUCAGGGAGCUAUAGAACUUAUGAUAACACAGCACAAAUACUUCAACAACUAUGUGGACCUUGCAGCCGGGUCCGUUGAUGCCGGGUGCAACCUUGAACUCUCCAACAAUCUCGUCAAACCAGCGUUCUUCUCCAUAGUGGACGCCGUGAAGCAGGGUAAGCUGAAGGAGGACGUUGUCAGAACACGGGCCAAGGAGCUGUUCUAUGCCCGGAUGAGGCUGGGUGAGUUCGACCCCCCAAGUAUGAACCCGUACAGCAAUCUGGACUCCUCCGUGGUGGAGACUCAGGCCCACCAGGAUCUUGCAGUAGAGGCAGCCAUGAAGACAUUCGUUCUCCUCAAGAACCAAAACAACUUCCUCCCAAUCAAGGCCAACCAGUACAAACAGGCAGCUGUUGUAGGGCCGUUCACCUACCAAGGACGUGGCGUGUUUGGGAGCUACGCCCCCAACACCGAGGACAGGUACAUCUCCACGGUCCUGGAUGGACUGAAGGGCGUGGCUCCCACGGUGAAGUCAGCUGAGGGGUGCACGGACUCCGUAUGUCGUACAUACCAAGCCAACAUGGUCAAGUCAGCUGUGCAGGGCGCAGAGAUUGUCUUUGUGUGUCUUGGUCUAGGUCAAAAGAUGGAGGAUGAGUUCCGUGAUCGUCCUAAUCUGGACAUGCCGAGUGGACAGGUGACCCUUCUUCAAGACGUCUUAAGUAACACCAAGAACGACGUUCCCGUGGUGUUGCUGAUGUUUAAUGCCGGCCCGGUCAACAUCGUCCAGCAAGAAGCUGACCCCCGCAUCUCGGCCAUAAUGGCGCUGUUCUACCCGGCACAAGCCACGGGUACGGCACUUCUCAAGACCCUCACCAACGACGGGCCGUUCUCUGUCCCAGCCGGCCGUCUACCCUAUACCUGGUACCGGAACACCAACGGAUUCCCGUCAAUGACUGACUACUCCAUGACAAACCGCACCUACCGCUACUCCGACGUCGACCCUCUCUACCCCUUCGGCUACGGCCUCUCCUACACCACCUUCCAGUACAGCAACUUUCAGCUCGGUAGCAACACCAUCCAAGCCGGCGACGACGUGUCGGUACAAGCCCGCGUGACCAACACCGGCGGACUUGAUGCGGACGAGGUCGUGCAGCUGUACAUCAGCUGGGAGAGUCCCACAGUCACUGUCCCAAGGUUGCAGCUGGUCGGAUUCCUCAGAACGUCUGUCCCAGCUAAAGGUCAAGUGAACGUGAACAUGACGAUAUCUCACGAGAACUUGGCUGUAUGGGCAGACGACACAACCGGCUGGGCUGUACAACCGGGGAAAGUGCGAGUGUACCUGGGUGGCCAGCAGCCCAACCAGAAGACGUCCGUCGGGUCCAACACCCUCAGUGGAGAGCUGACUAUCACUGGAACAAAGACACUAGGAGUGUACUGAACACUAGAGACCGUGUUAAAUAUAUCGGCCAUCAUGAUGAGUUAAUACAUGCUUUAAUGUCUAACCAAGCGAAAUAAUAAAGACUUACUGGAAUAUGA
This is a messenger RNA of Haliotis rubra (blacklip abalone), 2387 nucleotides long. RefSeq names its product probable beta-D-xylosidase 2. Gene Ontology annotation, cellular component: plant-type cell wall. Lineage: Eukaryota; Metazoa; Mollusca; Gastropoda; Lepetellida; Haliotidae. Gene Ontology annotation, biological process: arabinan catabolic process; xylan catabolic process. Gene Ontology annotation, molecular function: alpha-L-arabinofuranosidase activity; xylan 1,4-beta-xylosidase activity. The transcript has 12 exons. The record is from RefSeq and is a predicted model, not a curated record. Bases 61 to 2289 code for a protein of 742 amino acids.